Molecule: messenger RNA, 862 nt
Organism: Marchantia polymorpha subsp. ruderalis
Lineage: Eukaryota; Viridiplantae; Streptophyta; Marchantiopsida; Marchantiales; Marchantiaceae
Source: the annotation of a GenBank genome assembly
GUUCGUAGUUCAAACUGGUCCGCGCGAGCGCGAGGGAGAGAGCGAAGUGCGUCCAAUUUGGCCCUCGCUCGUUCAGCUCGCAGUGUUCUCCCAACUUUGUUUCUGACAGUCGACGCCUACGGGAGUUCGAUUUACUGUCAGCGCAAGUGCUUUGCAGGGAGCAGUAAGAUCAGCCCGGCACCAUGAGCAAGUCAGGACAGCCUCCGGAUUUGAAGAAGUAUAUGGACAGGAAGCUCAACAUCAAGCUCAACGCCAACCGUGUCGUCGUUGGAGUUCUUCGAGGUUUCGAUCAAUUUAUGAACCUUGUGCUCGAUAACACCGUUGAGAUCAACGGGAACGAGCGAAAUGAAAUUGGCAUGGUGGUCAUCCGCGGUAACAGCGUGGUCAUGAUUGAGGCUCUUGAAAGUGUAAGAUGAGGGACCCAUGCUCGGUAAAUACUCUUUUGUUUAUAUUGCCACGGGAUAGGCCCGUUUCCGAAGUCAUGUAGCAAUUUUCUUCUUCUUGUUAGUUUCGAACUAGACGCUCAGAAACUCGAAACAACUGUAGGUUUAUGUAGGAAUCAUGUGCAGAGGGCUUCAAUCGUCUGGGCUCUUUUUAAUCUUGCCCAGCUUAGUGACGCCAGUUUAUCAUCUGUGCCGGCCUCAUAUUUUGAUUAGAGUAUCCGAUGAGGAGUUCCACUAGAGAGUAAUUUUCCACAUCUUAUUCUGCUGAUAUUGGGAGCAGGUAAAUUGUAUGACUAAAAUCUGCAAGCUAUACUAUUUGUGGGGUUAGGCUCUUCUGUACACCUGAAUCUCUCGUUUGUGUUCUUAAUCUGAAAUGAUCAAAGUGUAAAGUCGCACUUGAAUACUCCAUAACUACUCAA